UGUCCACCUGCGUGCCCCUACAUAAACCCUCCACGUAAAUCUCUCUCUGCAAGCAACGCUUUGAUUAAAUUUUUAAAAUUACACAUAUAUACUAUUAUAUAUAGCAAACACAGCAGCAACAUCAGUAUACAGAAAAUCCAGAGUUUUCUAAUAUUCAAUUUUGCAGCUUUUCAACAUUUUCAUUCGAUAGGUGAAAACGCAACGGAUCAUGUCACGUUUAAUCCAAGCUCGAUUUUCUCUCUCCCGAUUCUCGAGUAUUGCAUCAUCCAGAAAUGUACGGUUUUUGUCAACGGAAUCCAAUAAAACAGAUGAGCCCUUUAAAGUUGAGGAAGCAGAAACAGUAAAUAUGCCUCCACCCCCAACAGAGAAGUUACUUGUGCUCGGGGGAAAUGGAUUUGUCGGGUCACAUAUUUGCAAAGAAGCCCUGGAUCGUGGUCUUACAGUUGCUAGUAUUAGCAGAACUGGAAGGUCGUCCAUACAAGAUUCUUGGGCUAACAGUGUGACUUGGCAUCAAGGAAACCUACUUUCAACUGAUUCAUGGAAGGACGCACUUAAGGGAGUAACUUCUGUUAUUUCUUGCGUUGGUGGGUUCGGCUCUAACUCUUACAUGUAUAAAAUCAAUGGGACAGCUAAUAUAAAUGCCAUCAGAGCUUCUUCAGAAGAAG
Molecule: messenger RNA, 665 nt
Organism: Capsicum annuum
Lineage: Eukaryota; Viridiplantae; Streptophyta; Magnoliopsida; Solanales; Solanaceae
Cellular component (GO): mitochondrion
Molecular function (GO): protein-containing complex binding
Source: RefSeq, a predicted model, not a curated record